This is a messenger RNA of Knipowitschia caucasica, 1881 nucleotides long. NCBI's taxonomy places the organism in Eukaryota, Metazoa, Chordata, Actinopteri, Gobiiformes, Gobiidae. The record is from the annotation of a GenBank genome assembly.
AUGAGCCUGUGCCGGAAUGGACCACCACCUGAAUUACAAUAUGACAACUCCUCAGAGCUUUUUCGCAUUUCCAGUUUUGCGAGGUUCCCGUCAUCUCAGUCAGGGGUGACAGAAAGAAGUUUGGCACGAGCGGGUUGGUUUUACACUGGUGUGGGGGACCGUGUGCAGUGCUUCUGGUGUAAUGUGAUCGCAGAAGGCUGGCAACCAGGAGACUGUCCCACAGAGAAGCACAAACAGCUGUCCCCAUCCUGCUCAUUCAUCCAGAGCCUCCCUCCAACUGCCAACCUGCUAUCAUCCUGUCACUCUGCCUUCUCGCCUCUCCGCAUCCCACCAGCAAUUCCUCUUUCUGGUUCUGGUCCGGCUGCUCCAAAUCCUGCAAACGGUCCGGGUGAAGAGCCGGUUGGAUAUUUGAACAUGGGUUUCUCUGCGUUGCCUCCAUCCAGUCCCCUUAGCUCUCGUGGUGUUGAAGACAUGUCUCAUCAAAGGCCCACAUGCCAUAACCCCAACAUGCGCCGGGAGCAGGGCCGCUUGGAAUCCUUCAACUCCUGGACUGUCACUGUCAUCACUCCCGCUGAGCUUGCCAAAGCAGGCUUCUACUGCCUCGGUCAGGGUGACAGAGUGGCCUGCUUCAGCUGUGGAGGACAGUUAAGCAAUUGGGAACCAGGCGACCGAGCUGUGUCUGAGCAUCAAAGGCAUUACCCAAACUGCCGGUUUGUGCGAGGCGACAGAGCUGACAAUGUGUCUCUGGUUGCUGCCUCAGGAGCAGUGACACAGCAGCUUUCUACAGGAGCAUCAGCCCUGAGUAAUGUGUCCAAUCCUGCUAUGGCCCAGAGUGAGGAGAGGCGGCUUACUUUUGUCAACUGGCCCUCGCGGAUCCCUGUCCGGCCCGACCAGCUGGCUAACGCAGGCUUCUACUACGUGGGUCGCAAUGAUGAUGUGAAGUGCUUCUGUUGUGAUGGAGGUCUGCGCUGUUGGGAAUCGGGAGAUGAUCCCUGGGUGGAACAUGCGAAGUGGUUUCCGCGAUGUGAAUAUUUGCUCCAGGAGAAGGGUCAGGACUUUGUUCACCAAAUUCAGGCUCGUUUUCCCCGUCUGUUUGAACAGCUGUUAACCAAUGGAGAUGGCUCCAGAGAGUUUGUGGAUCCUCCUGUUGUUCACUUGGCGCCGGGAGAAGAGCGCUCUGAAGAUGCUGUCAUGAUGAACACUCCUGUCAUUAAAUCCGCUCUAGAGAUGGGCUUUGAGCGCAGUCUUGUCAAACAAACUGUACAAAGCAAAAUCCUGACCAGUGGAGAGAACUACAGAACUGUACAGGAGCUGGUAUCUGACCUUCUAAGCGCUGAGGACCAAAAAAGAGAGGAGGAACGGGAGAUGUUGGCAGAGGCCAUGGCAUCAGAUGGAUUCACGUUUGUGAAGAGACACCAAGCUUCACUUGUUCAACGCCUGAAAACUGUGGAACCAGUCUUGGAGCAUUUAAGAGACCAGAAUGUUUUUACUGCUGAGGAAUACAGUGGGCUCCAGGCCCAGACAUCAGCACAGCAGCAAACUGCCAGGCUGAUAGAGCUUGUCCUCACUAAGGGCAAUGCAGCAGCUGAGGUUUUCAGAAACUGGAUCCAGAAAAAUGAUGUCCACCUACUCAGAGAUCUCAUGGCACAAUCAAAUGAAGCUGUAUCGCCAAGUCAAGAUCUGUCAGACUUACCUAUGGAGGAACAGCUGCGUCGUUUGCAGGAGGAGCGCACCUGUAAAGUGUGCAUGGAUAAAGAGGUCAAUAUUGUCUUUAUUCCAUGUGGACACUUAGUGGUAUGCAAGGAGUGUGCCCCAUCACUGCGCAAGUGUCCCAUCUGCAGAGGCCUGGUCAAAGGCACUGUUCGCACCUUCCUUUCAUAA